CUUACAGUUAGCAGUACUUAGCGACCUAGAUAGUUUUGUUUUAUUAUUAUUAUCCUUUUUUUGUAUCGUCUGGUGUUUUAUUUAUUAUAUGGUUUGCCUGCUUUAGAAUAGUUCAUGUACUGCCAAAGUUUGCGUCAUGGUUUUAUAAGAAUAACAUUAUUUACACUGUGUGAAAGUAGCUGUAGGGGAAGUUUAUGUUCUUCGGCUACAGUGAAGUCUCUUAGUAGAGGAGUUUCUCUUAUAAACAAGAUGCCGAAGAAAGAAAAAACGAGCAAAAACACUCAGACAAAGAAGCAGCCAGAAACCCCGACCGGUCCAGUUUCUAUGCUUAAAGAUGGCGGGCUUGCAAUAGCAGUACAUGCCAAGCCUGGAGCAAAACAAAACGCCGUCACAGAUGUGAGCUCAGAGGCAGUGGGAGUCGCUAUUGCUGCACCUCCUACAGACGGCGAGGCCAACGCCGAGCUUGUGCGCUACCUGUGUAAAGUACUGGCUCUGAAGAAGAGUGAAGUCCUGCUGGAUAAGGGCAGUAAAUCCAGAGAAAAAGUCAUUAAAGUCACUGCAUCGAUUAGUCAAGAGGAGGUUCUGGAGAGACUGAAGCGAGAAUCUGCUGGCUGAAGCUCAGCACUAAAGCAAGAGUUCUCAGACACUUUGUACUCUCGGACAUCUUUUAUGUGACGAUUUAUUUCAUGAAUAUUAUUUGCAGUGUGUACAGUAAUAUUUUGUCCAUGGCCAAAAGGUCACUGGUUUGAUUCCCUGGACCAACAGGAAUGGCUGAAGUGCUUUUCAGCAAGGCACCUAACCCCCAACUCCUCCUCAAGCUGCUCUGGGUAUGUUGUACAUUGCUCUGGAUAAGUGUGUCUGCUAAAUGCCUGUAAUGUAAUGACGCCAUUUGAUUCCUGACAGAACACAUUAGGUCUAAGUUUUUAGACACCUGACCAUCACACCCAUAUGUAGUUCUUCCCAAAACUUGUCACAAAGAUGGAACCAAACAUUUCUAUAAGUCUUUGUAUGCUGUAGCAUUACAAUUUUCCUUUAUUAUGGAACUAAGAAGCCCAAACCUGUUCCAGCAUGACAACACACCUGUGCACAAAGCAAGCUCCAUGUACAUGUUUUACUAAGGUUGAAAUGGAAGAACUUGAGUGGCUUGAACCCACAGAUCCCUAACCUCAACCUCACUGACGCUUUUGGGAUGGACUGGGAUGCUAACUGCACCCCAGGCCUCCUCAUCCAACAUCAGGUCCUGACCUUACUAAUGUUUUUGUGGUUGAAUGGACAAAUCCCCAUAGCCAUGCUCCACCAUCUUGUGGAAAAUCUUCCCAGAAGAGUGGAGAUUAUAUUGUUUGUUAUUAUUAUAACAGCAAAGGGGAACAUCUGGAAUGAGAUGUUCAAAGCACAUACUGUAGAUGGAUAGAUUGAUUUUAUUAAUCCCAAGCUGGGAACUUAUGUUACAGCAGCGAGUUAUCAGACAUACCAAAAAAAAAAAAACCUGUACAACGUAAAGUAGAAUGAAAAUAUAUCCCAGAACAAGCCAACUAUACAAUAUAAAGAUAAAAAUGUAACAAUAAAAAAUAUAUCUAUGUAUGUGCUUUGUACAGGUGAAUAUGCAUUAAUAGUACUAAAAACAAGAAUUGAGCUGAAUGAAUAUAAAAACUGUACAAAAGUGGCAAUAUUGAAAAGAAGAUAGAUAGAUAAAUAAAGACAAGUAAACUCUAAAGGUGCAAAGUGACAGGAGGACGAGGACCAGGGUUCUAAACAGAACUAUACAGCGGAAAGUUCAGAGUUCUCUCUGUCGCUAACAUACAAUAAUUAAAAAAAAAUGGGUGUGAUGGUCAGGUGUCCACAAACUUUUAGCCAUAUAGAGUACAUCUGAUAAUGGUGCCAUGUGAUUUCCACCACUGUAACUAAAUAAAAACAAUAAAUCACUAACCCCUUGACCAUGUCUCACAGACCCCACUUUGAGAACCACUGCACUGAAGGAUUUUUGGUUACUUUUAGGAUGGAUAUAUAUACUAUAUUUUAAUACAAAUAGAUUAUGCAUCCAGUUCCUUGCUCUUAUAAGAAGUAGAUACCAUAAGUACACCUCACGAAAGGUAAGAUGGCAGGUUAGAUAGAGUUUAGAUUAGAUAGAACUUUAUUGAUCCCUUUGGGAGGGUUCCCUCAGGGAAAUUAAAAUUCCAGCAGCAUCAUUACAGGAUAAACAGAGAAUGGAAAAUAGAGAAAACUUCUAGAUAAAUUAAAUUAAGUAUUUACACAUACAAAUAUAAAAAAGAAUAAGAUAUGGGAAAAGAAGAAAGGAAAAAAACACAUUUUUGCUAGUACUGUGUUAUCUAAUUCUUACAGAAGCAUGGAACUGAAUGCUUAGUCCAUUUGUAUUAAAAUAAUUAUGGAGCCUCAUUGUCAUGCAGCUUAUUAUUUAUAAAGCCAAUAUGCCAGCCAAACUGAAUGAUUUUUCAUGUCCACAAUCUAAAGCGAUAAUCCAAUUUACAUUUACACUUACGAAGCCCUACGUGUACCUUCUACAACUGUCACAAGCGUUAUACAUGUACUGUCAGUAAAAAAGCUAAGCAGUC
Messenger RNA from Neoarius graeffei (lesser salmon catfish), 2570 nucleotides. It is a transcript of the gene c8h15orf40, whose product is annotated as chromosome 8 C15orf40 homolog. The transcript is spliced from 4 exons. Gene Ontology annotation, cellular component: cytoplasm. The coding region runs from base 115 to 615 and encodes 166 amino acids. Lineage: Eukaryota; Metazoa; Chordata; Actinopteri; Siluriformes; Ariidae. The record is from RefSeq and is a predicted model, not a curated record.